Molecule: messenger RNA, 1170 nt
Organism: Osmia bicornis bicornis
Lineage: Eukaryota; Metazoa; Arthropoda; Insecta; Hymenoptera; Megachilidae
Exons: 5
Coding region: 315-809 (164 amino acids)
Cellular component (GO): membrane
Source: RefSeq, a predicted model, not a curated record
GAAAGUGAAAAUAUCAACGCUUUUCGCUACGAAUCAUGCUUGUGCGUUAAAGUAUUGCAUUUAUAUCUUCCUUUCGAUUUUUUUUUUUUUUUAUCGUCGACUGUACGUAACACAAGAAACCUGAGCUGGUGAUCGGUGAAGGAAAGCAGCGUUUCUUUGGUGAAAAUAAAACGCGCGACUCGAUGGCUAUUCUUGGGUAUCGGAAAGCGGAGGAGGUUCUCCGCAAAAUGUAGGCCGCGCCUCGAAAUGGUGGCCUUGGCCCUCUUUUUCCUCCUGGAGUUACUUUCCAUGGAAUAGAAUCGGCAACGAAGGGAAUGACAAUGUCGCAUUCGGUAACCAUCAGAACACAAACGGUGACGAGUAGCUCCACGUCGGUCAUCAUCAACACUGGUUAUUUGAAAACGUGGGGCGGCCUUUUCAAAUUAUUGCACGUGGCACUAGGAAUAGUUUGCGUGGCAAUAAUUGGCAAUCGAUUCUCCUCGCAUGGUGGAUACCAAUAUACCGCGGAAUUAUUUUUUCUUCUAAUGACGACGACGUUUAUGAUCUCUAGUUUUAUCCUACUGGUAAGCUGUUUAGCUUCACUCUCGACGUCGUCUAUCAUCUCAAAAACCAUCUUCGAACUUCUCUAUCAUUCUAUAGCAUUUGGAUUAUAUUUAGCUGCAUCGUUAACUUUCAUAGUGCAUGUAUCGAAUAUGAAAGGAUACAGCCAAUACGAAGUGUUAAUGGCUGCUGCGAUCUGCGGUUUGGUAAAUUCUGCAUUGUAUCUCCUAAGCACUAUCGUUGCUCUCCGUACAUACAGAGGAAUUUGAGAACAUUAUUAUACCUUUCACUGAAAAUCUUUUCAAUAUUUUCAAUAUUUUCAUAAUCGUCUUCGAAUCUAACUCAUGAUUUUGUACCAAACCUUUUCGGAGAAUAUUUAUUGUAAUUUGUAUAUUUUGUAAUGCUGAUACGAGCACAAACGCAACAAACAAUUUACGCUUACUCGAAUGGUUAAGUGCGUUUUAUAAAUACCGUGUGUGAUUGAAUAUUUUAUAUUGACUAUUGAUAUUUUAUACGGUUCCUCCAUUUAUACACAUUUAUUCACAGAAAUCGUCUUUGAAGUGUAUUUAUUUUACUUGUAUCUAACGUUUAUGUAAGAAAAAUAUACCAAGAAAGACUUAUUGUAACUCA